AGUGCAGCAUCAGAGCAGUUACACUACAGUAAGUUCUGUGCGUGUAUUCAGCGUCAGCGCUGCGCCACAUUGUGACGAUGAGGUUAAUUACGAGGCAAUGGGACGUUCAGGUAACUUUCUGUGCUCCCAGACCUUUUAUUUUCUGUAUGUUACAUACUCACAAAUACAAAGUUGUAUAUUUUAGAAGUGAAGAAUAUGCAUGUUUGCUGCAUUGUUGUGUAUUUGUGUUGUUUUCAUGUACAUAUAAAAGGCGUUCAUCUGGUUGUCUACGCACGUUCGUUACGGCAUGACGUCACCGGGCGGCGGCAGAACGCGACGUUUUUGAACUCUCACAGCGGUGCGACGGCGGGCUGUCUGUUCAUCCAGCGCUUCCGCUCGGGUGUGUUUGUGUUUCAACUCUACCACAACAGACGGAGCAGCAGGUCGGUCGUCUGAGCAGAACCACCGACAGACACUGAAACAGGUUUAUCUCCGCAGUCUGGUGUGUGUUAUUAACUCACCGGUAAGCUAGCGGUUAGCGGUUAGCCGGUCUGCGCGGCGUUACCAUGGUGAUGCGCAGGGGCAGAGGCAGAGGGGACGCGGAUCAGAGCGCCGCGCGGCAGCAGCACAGGCCGGCCGGGAGCUCCGAGUCCCCGCCGCAGGCUCCAGCAGGGACCCGGCCGGAGGAACCCGGGCUGUCCAGUAGAUUUAACUCCGAAGAUGAUGAACGUAAUCACGUCGAUUCAGAAACACGCCAGGAUGAAGACGAGAAGCCAGCGACGGUCAUCAUCAGGAAAUCUCCAAGGCUUCACAACACUGCAGGAGGUAGGAGGAUCGGGCUGAGGAGAAGCAGCAGGCCGAGCAAACCGACCAGCAGGUAUCAGGCCUCCAACAUGUUCGACGGCAUCAGGUGCAAUACAGCCAGGUCAGUUUUGAAGAAGGUGGACAACAUGAAGAAGAGGAGGCGGCUCAGUAACAGCAAAGGAAAAAUCUUCUCUAAAGCCCAGAGGAGCAGGACUCCAGUGCCGCCACAGCGAGAGCUGAGCGACAGCGAGGACGACAACGGUGGAACCAGCGAUGAGCACGUCAGACAGGAAGUGGCUCCAGACGACGACAGCAACUGCAGCGCUAAUCAGAACUUUGACGCCAAGCUGAGCCGAGCCUCGUCGCUGUACCAGGGACCCAGCAGCGACUUGCUGAGAGGAACCUUCAGGAUCAGCGCCUCCGGACCGAACACGACCCGCAGAGGUGCAUUCAGACCCUUUAAGAGUGCGUGGUUGAAUCAGUCUGAUGAAGACUCUGAUGAUGAAGUGCAAAAUACUGAAAAUGUCUCUGAAAGCUGCCGUCCUCUCAGCCUGUGCACAGAUAACCUUCCUGGGACUCGCAGAGACAAGAUGAAUGCAGGAGCAGGUCUAGCAGACAUUGACCCCAUGGCCAUCGACCAAUCAGUGGGCUUUGAUAGCAUUGGAGGUCUGUCGGGUCACAUCUCAGCUCUGAAGGAGAUGGUCGUCUUCCCGCUUCUCUACCCUGAGGUUUUUGACAACUUCAAGAUCCAGCCUCCCAGAGGUUGUCUGUUUUAUGGACCUCCUGGGACGGGGAAAACGCUGGUCGCCCGAGCACUCGCCAACGAGUGCAGCAAUGGCAGCAGGAAGGUGGCCUUCUUCAUGAGAAAGGGAGCUGACUGCCUCAGCAAGUGGGUGGGCGAGUCAGAGCGCCAGCUGCGGCUGCUGUUUGAGCAGGCGUAUCAGAUGCGUCCCUCCAUCAUCUUCUUCGAUGAGAUCGAUGGCCUCGCUCCGGUCCGAUCCAGCAGACAGGACCAGAUACACAGCUCCAUUGUGUCGACACUCCUGGCUUUGAUGGACGGGUUGGACAGUCGAGGUGAGGUGGUGGUGAUUGGAGCGACUAACCGCCUGGACUCCCUCGACCCGGCCCUGCGACGGCCCGGACGCUUUGACCGGGAGUUUCUGUUUGGACUUCCUGACAGAGAGUCUCGUAAAGAGAUUCUGAAAAUCCACACCAGGCAGUGGAAGCCUCCUCCAUCUGAAGACUUCGUGGAUGAACUGGCUGAGAAAUGUGUUGGUUACUGCGGCGCUGACCUCCGGGCGGUGUGCACCGAAGCAGCGCUGUGUGCUCUGCGUCGCCGCUACCCGCAGAUCUACGCCACCUCCCAGAAGCUCCUGCUGGACGUCUCCUCCAUCGCUGUCAGCAGCUGCGAUUUUGUGGCUGCCAUGAGAAAAAUGUCGCCGGCCUCCCACCGCCUCACUGCUUCACCUGCCAAACCUCUGUCAAGUGUGGUUCAGCCACUGCUGGGCGGCGCCCUGCGUGACAUCCUGGAGGCUCUGCAGAGGCUUUUCCCUCACGCCGAGCAGGGGAUGAAGAGGAAGAGGGAGCCAGAUUUGACCUCUGGUAUCCUUGACGACGGACUCAUGAGUGGAGGCGAUGAGGUCUCCUGCUCAUUCAGCAUCUCCGCACCCUCCACCUCCAAGUGCCGAAACUUCCUGCACUUUGCCAGGAGUGCAGUCAAACAGCCGACCUCCCACCGUCCCAGGAUGCUCCUGGCAGGUCGUCCUGGGGCUGGUCAGACCUCUCACCUGGCUCCCGCGGUUCUGCAUGCUUUGGAGCGUUUUGCCGUCCACAGCCUGGACUCCUCUGUGCUGUUUGGAGUCAGCAGCACCUCCCCAGAGGAAGCCUGCACCCAGGUGUUCUGCGAGGCCAAGCGGACGUCUCCCAGCGUCCUCUACAUCCCCCACAUCCAGCAGUGGUGGGAGACUGCAGGAUCCUCCCUGAGGGCCUCCUUCUUCAGCCUGCUGGACAGUAUCCCCUCCUUCUCACCCAUCCUCCUCCUCGCCACCUGCAGCAUCCCCCAUCAACAUCUGGACCCAGAGAUUCAGGCUCUGUUUCGUGAGGAUUAUGGAGAAGUUUACACCAUCAGCGUUCCAACCCGGCAGCAAAGAACUGACUUCUUCCAUGACCUCAUUCUGCGGCAGGCGGCCGAGGCUCCGCCCUCCAGGAAUAAAAGCUUGUCCAUGGAGAUUCUUCCCUUGGCUCCUCUGCCUCCCCCCCACCAGCAGUCGGAACAGGAGCGCCUCCGUCUGGAGGAGCAGGAGGAGGACGUGCUGCGAGAGCUCCGCCUCUUCCUGCGUAACGUCACUGAACGUCUGACUCUGGACCGCCGCUUCAAGGCCUUCACCAAACCGGUCGACAUCGAGGAGGUCCCCGACUACCUGACGGUGAUCAAGAGGCCCAUGGACCUUUCCACGCUGCUGACCAACAUCGACGAGCACAAGUACAUCACCAUCAGAGAGUUCAUGUCGGACGCAGACCUCAUUUGGCAGAACGCCCUCGAGUACAACCCGGACAGCGACCCCAUGGACCGUCACAUUCGUCACCGUGCGUGCGCCCUGAAGGACACGGUGCGCGCCAUCGUCAGAGACGAGCUGGACGAAGACUUUGAGAGAGUGUGUGAGGAGAUCAAAGAGUCACGCCUCAAGAGAGCCUCUUCCUGUGGGAAUGACUCAGAGGAGGCCGACGGCGUCUGCAGCUCCAUGUUCACCAGAAACAGUCCCGCAAGUCGACCUCAAAAGAAGAAACGUUGCAAGCAGCCGAGAAAAUCCAAGUGGAGCACCGGCGUCAUUAAGAAAACCAAGAAAAAGAAGACACUGUCCCUUGCCUCGUCUUCCUCUUCCUCCAUGUCCAGCAGGGGCAACUCUGACUCAGGUCCAGAGGAAAAUGGAGCCGUGGAAAUCAGAGUGGUGAACGGCUCCGCUGAUCCUGGAUCAUCUACAGUGUCAGAGAGCAGCGAUGGGGAGCAGAGCCACCUGACAGCCACCACCAACGGCUGUCUUCAUAACUUAAACGCCGUUGCAGAUAUGCAAAAUGGAGUCUUGGUGAAUGGACAUCCAGAGCCAGCUGACACGGGGAGGCCAAACCUGAGAGGUCAAACCCAGAUCUCAAAGACUCCCCUGAGCCUGAGGGUGACGGUGAACGGGGUUUGUGUGAGCCCAGCAGAGAAGAGCAACAGGACUGAGACGAGAGCCAACAAGGCGGCCUCGCAGCAGAUCCAGAUGUUCAGCAGAGGCAGCUCUGUGGAGAUCGUGGAUGAGGAAUCACCGCCGCUGCUGGUGGAUCACAGCAAGCUGAGGGAUCUCCUCAGCAAAGCUGUGGCUGAAACUGUGGGCGCCGAGGUGGAGCCGCUGGAGAAACUUUACGCUCUGCUGGCUCAGUGCAUCUACAAACACAGGAACAACUACAGCAAGAAGGAGCUCCUUCAGGUACGAGCAGAUGCUUCACGCCGUUUGACGUCACCUUGUCUGAUUUCAGGUGUCCACGUUAGGUUGUGGGCUGCUCGGCGACUUUGCAGACGUCGCGCACCACAACACAAGCUGGAAAUGAAGAAAGAAAUUGACAGCUUCUCCUGAACUCCCACACCGGGCCUAGUUUAAUAAAACCUCAGUGCACGCAAA
This is a messenger RNA of Scatophagus argus, 4442 nucleotides long. Its product is annotated as ATPase family AAA domain-containing protein 2-like. The transcript has 28 exons. The coding region runs from base 546 to 4397 and encodes 1283 amino acids. Gene Ontology annotation, biological process: positive regulation of transcription by RNA polymerase II. NCBI's taxonomy places the organism in Eukaryota, Metazoa, Chordata, Actinopteri, Scatophagidae. Gene Ontology annotation, cellular component: nucleus. The record is from RefSeq and is a predicted model, not a curated record. Gene Ontology annotation, molecular function: ATP binding; histone binding; chromatin binding.